AUGACAGAGAAUGUACAAUUAAAGUUGGAAGUGUCUAAUUAUAUCAAACAAAAGAUGAGAGGAUGGUUAAAAUUGCUAAAGGAAGAUGAAGAGAUUUCAAUAAGCUUGAAGGUAGAUAAAGAGAAGCAGAUCAUAUUUGAAGGCGAUAAUAAAGCACUUGAACAUAUCUUGUUUAAAGUGAUGUUACGACUAUUCCUUUUAGAUCAAGAUGAUGAGUUAUUAUAG
Molecule: messenger RNA, 225 nt
Organism: Rhizopus microsporus ATCC 52813
Lineage: Eukaryota; Fungi; Mucoromycota; Mucoromycetes; Mucorales; Rhizopodaceae
Exons: 2
Coding region: 1-225 (74 amino acids)
Source: RefSeq, a predicted model, not a curated record